Messenger RNA from Ooceraea biroi (clonal raider ant), 3251 nucleotides. RefSeq names its product tectonic-3. Gene Ontology annotation, cellular component: ciliary transition zone. Gene Ontology annotation, biological process: cilium assembly. The record is from RefSeq and is a predicted model, not a curated record. Lineage: Eukaryota; Metazoa; Arthropoda; Insecta; Hymenoptera; Formicidae.
ACUGCGACGAGUCGGGCAAGUUUUAUUUUUUGAUAACAUCAUUCAAUAAUGGAAAAAGACAAUUUUCUAUACUAUGAUACUACAACAUCAAAGUUCAGGAAGGUCUAACGAGUGAAAUCCUAUAAGGUAAAGCGAUAUUCGACAAGAUAUGACAUGUGAAGUCUAACGGGAUUCAACAACGUUCAGAGAAAAUUACAUUUUUUAUAUUGCAUUAUAUGGAAUGCACCUGUUUGGUACUGAUCAGUUGACCACAGCCAGCUGCUAGGCUGCUAGCUGUUCGUUGCUAUGGUGAUAUAUAUAUCAACAUUGAAGUACAUCAGUCAUCGGUCCUUAUUUGUUGUGAAGCAAACCUUUAACUUAGAUAUUGUUUAAACAUUUCAUUUGUUCAUGUGUUGUACAGUUUAUUUAUCUUGAACUGCAACAUGAUUUUAUGGCAUGGCCGAAUUGCAUAUAAUUGGGCAAAUUUCAUCUGCAAGGAAUUUCAAGCAACCACGACUGCUUUGCAAGUGGAAUUUUUACGUCGGCAAUGGUUGGAAAGUCGUGUCAGGACAUGAAGAAGGACAAACGCAGGAGAGUUGCGAUCUUUAUACCAAUAAUCCAAUCUGGGAUCAUCCUGUAGACUUAUAUUAUACCACCCAGACCCUACAAAAUUCUCCGAAACUAUUACUGCAAGUGUUUUGUAGAGAUAAUUAUGGAAGGAUACUAUUUCUUUCAUACGGUGUACAUAAUAUUCCUUUGUCACCUGGUUCGCAUACGUUAGAAUGCCAUACAUGGAAACCUAUCGACGUAUUAAUCUGCACAAACGAUACCGAUUGUAGCGAGUCAGAUUUGACCAUACAGAAUCCUAAAGUUGACGAUUCAGCUUUAGGAGAGCUGUCAAAUGAUACAGAGGAGGCUAGUACUGCCUCUGUGACAGCGUCUUCAGAAACAACUGCAAAAAUAACUUUCGAUGUAACGGAGCAACCGGAAUUGCAGUCAACGACAAUAUCUUCGACCACUGUUGCUGUGCCUUUAAAUAAUAAUCCAAUUCUCGGAGCCAAACGGAAGGACAUAUGCGAAUGUGAUUUAACUAGAUCUUCUUGCGACGUCAAUUGUUGCUGCGACAUAGACUGCAAUCAGUUUCACCUGUCGGCCUUUUCGCAUUGUCAGGAGGAUUAUCACGAGCUUUAUGACAGCCGGUAUUGCUACAACCGCAAUUUCAUACAACGAAACAACACGCCCUUCAUCUUCGAAAAACUCGCGAAUAAUUUAUUUUGCAUUUUAUACGACAAUCUCCCGCCUACGUACAGCGUUGAUAACGACUCGAUACUAAAAAAUGCAAAAGAUCUGUGGAAAACGGUGCAGAUGAGGAGAUACACGUGGAAAGUAGAGCAUGGCAAGGUAAUGCCGAAGUACAAUUUGUCUAAACAUUAUCAACAUGGAGAUGUAUUGUGGAAAUUACAUGAAAGCUCUAUUGAAGCAGUAGAGUUUCCGCAAACUGGAUUUUCUGGCACCUGUUCUUUUACAAAAACUGUGAGAUAUUUGGAAAACUGGAAAGGUGCAUGCGUGCAAAAUAAAUUAACUAACGCUAAUCGAUAUCUGUUUGCCACAACAUUCAAUAACUUCACUAUUAUCAGUUCCCUGCCAUCAUUUAACGAUACAUUCGUCUCAAAGCAGACGUGUCGGGGCAACGUUUGUUUGCCAGUAAAGUCUCAUUAUUGCCUGAAUUCAUUCUCCACGUGCAACGAAAGCGGGAUAUCUGGAGUCUGCACGAACUCCACCUGUAUCAACGUCGUAAAGGGCUUGAAAUAUGUGAUCGCACAUAAUGGCUCAGCUGGUGUCCACAGCAUUGACGCGUAUCUCGAUAUAGGCAAUGCUUCUCACGCGUUUUAUCAGUAUUUCGAGGUUCGCUAUCACUGGGCAGGCACGAAUGAAACGAAAGCUCUCGCCCGUAGCGGAAAUCCCGGCUACCUUUUGGGCAAACCAAUCGUCGUUGGCUCUCGCGUCAAUGAGAGCGAGGGAAUCUCCUUUAACAAAACUAAUGGAUUUCUCACGCUGCCUGUGGCUGGGAAGAGCGGAGAGUGCGAUCGAAUCGACAGAUAUUUGAUCGCAUUCGGCGAAGAUGUCAGGUCGAGGUGCUCCGUCAGGUUGUCCGUCAAGAAUUUCACCGUCUCGUCGUGCGCGGAACUGCAAAAUCUGACUACACGUCUCUUGACGAAGGAUUCCUUGUUAAGUGCGAACCAGAGUCACGGGAUCUACGUUUCCAAACGGGGUAAUUUCACCAGCAGGAGUAGCGACGAGUGGUCGCGCGUCGCGUUCGACAGGCUACCGCAAAGUGUCGUAACCGCGCACGCAAGUGGAAAGCAAAUUCUGUGUUCAGGAUUAAUCACGUCCUUGCGCGUGGACGUGAUUUAUUCAACGUUGCCGAAGCCCAAAGGUAUGACGAACCACAAAAUAUUGGGAGCGGCCGUUACCUUCGGUAAGGAGGAGGAUGUUAGCUGGCGAAAGUGCGGAGGGAAAAAUUGCACGGAUAUCCUAAGCGUAGACGUUAUUUCCUAUGUCAACUUUCACGAUGUUUCAAAGACGUCCAAGUAUCACUUUGUUGGAGGAUCUAAUUUGGACAUCACUUUGCCCUACGAUUUUUUCUAUCCAUUUCUGAAUGGCUCGGAAAAGAUGGAAGUAUCAAACGUAUUGAUUCUUUUGAUCAUAUAUUAUAUAGGCUUGACGUAAUACCAAAUAUUCGGUUUGAAAUACAGCUUAAUUAUAUAUUUAUAGAUUUAUACAAUCCUAUACUUUCAGUAUCUUUUAUUUUAUUUAGCUAUAAGAUUUUCGCGCGUGAAUCUGAUACCACAAGUAUUAACACAUUGAUGUCCCACAGAAUUCUAGAGUUUAUAGUAUUAAGGAAAAAAUGUGUAGAUUUACAUACUUAGAUGCCUGAAUUUUUUACAUAUUUAUUUUAGAUAAUAAAUAUUAUAUAUAAAUAUAAAUAUACACGUCUGCUUCUCUUUGAUAUGUAAGAAUUGUAACAGUUUAUUUUAUUUUAUUUACAUGUGUAUGAAUGUACAUGAAAUAUGAAAAUCAAGUACAGAUGUAAUAGAUCUUGGGAAAUAUUCGAGCGCUCUAUGAGAAGUAUCUACUUCAAAAAUUUUUUACAUACUAAUAAGAAUUGUUUCUUUGAAUUCCGUCAUGAAUAUUAGCUCAUUAUUACGAUUUAGAAGACUAGUAGAUAUUAAUCUGUAUUCUUACCACAUAUAGGACUGUUACAUAUAGAA